Messenger RNA from Anguilla rostrata (American eel), 2222 nucleotides. RefSeq names its product ras-related protein Rab-2A-like. Gene Ontology annotation, biological process: vesicle-mediated transport. The record is from RefSeq and is a predicted model, not a curated record. The coding region runs from base 186 to 824 and encodes 212 amino acids. Gene Ontology annotation, cellular component: Golgi apparatus. Gene Ontology annotation, molecular function: GTP binding; GTPase activity. NCBI's taxonomy places the organism in Eukaryota, Metazoa, Chordata, Actinopteri, Anguilliformes, Anguillidae. The transcript is spliced from 8 exons.
ACGUAUGACGUCACCACCAAAGCUUGAAGGUGUUUAUUGUUCCUUCUUGUUGAGCGAGAGAAAGGGGGUGGCAAAAGCGGAGGUAAACGAAUAUCACGGGCAUUUCUCGGAGGGCUGCAAGUAGCACUGUUUAAUAGAAUUAAACAGAAUAAAGGCCAAGACGGUAGACACAGUGUUCAUUGGCCAUGGCGUACGCGUACCUCUUCAAAUACAUCAUAAUCGGAGACACGGGCGUGGGGAAAUCAUGUUUACUCCUACAGUUUACAGAUAAGCGGUUUCAACCAGUGCACGAUCUCACUAUUGGUGUUGAAUUUGGUGCGCGGAUGAUCACUAUUGAUGGGAAACAGAUUAAGCUUCAGAUCUGGGACACAGCAGGUCAGGAGUCAUUUCGGUCCAUCACCAGAUCCUACUACAGAGGAGCUGCAGGGGCGCUGCUGGUGUAUGACAUCACAAGAAGGGACACCUUCAACCACUUGACCACUUGGUUAGAAGACGCUCGACAACAUUCCAACUCCAACAUGGUUAUCAUGCUCAUAGGGAACAAAAGUGAUUUGGAGUCUCGGAGAGAGGUGAAGAAGGAGGAGGGCGAGGCCUUCGCCAGAGAACACGGUCUCAUCUUCAUGGAGACCUCCGCCAAGACGGCGUCAAACGUAGAAGAGGCGUUCAUCAACACGGCCAAGGAGAUCUACGAGAAGAUUCAGGAAGGGGUCUUCGACAUAAACAACGAGGCGAACGGCAUUAAAAUUGGCCCUCAGCACGCUACCACCAACGCCACGCUGUCAGGCAGUCAGGGGGGACAGCAGGCUGGGGGGGGCUGCUGCUGAGUCCUUCUGUCUGCCUGUACUCCCCCCCCCCCCCCCCCACCCCCCGGCUGGGCUCACCCCCCCCCCUCCCCCAACCCCUCUCCCCCGCCACCUUACCCCAACCUUCCCCUAACUGCCCCCCCGACCCACCCACCCCCCCCCCCCCGCGACCGCCCGGCCUGCGGAGACCACUCGCCGUACCAGAUGGCUGUCCGUCAACAAGCCCCCGGUCCUACGCCGCGCUCGCACCGCUGCGGGUCUGUUUCGGGCCCCCGCCGCAGCCACGGCCCCCGCUCACACGACACCAGUCUGAGGACCCACAGCCGCUCCCGUCCGACCUCUCAGUCAGAACCCCCACCCAUCAUGUCUCUUAUCCCCCCCCCCCCCCCCCCCGUUAUUUUGUGCCCUCUUUUGACUUCAAAACUGAAUUGUAUUAAACACUAAAAGGUCAUCUGAGUAUUUUAAUGGGUUCAUGUGAGUGAAGUCUUUCAGGCUGAAAUAAUUCCGGGCAGGGGGGGGGGCGACGUCAGAAGCUGCAGCCAUUUUCAAAAAUGAAGAAGAGGAAAGGAAAAAAAAAAAAAAAAAAAAAGCAGGGCUAUUUUAAUUCUGUAUUUAUCAUUUACCUUCUGUAUAUAUAGUCAUCAUUUCUUGCUUUGGUGUAUAUUGACCAAGCUAGAGUUCUUUAAUGAAUUUGCUGAAAUUCUAUACUGUACAAUUAGAGCUUGAAACUGCAACAGUAUUGCUGUAGUCCCCAAACCUGCUUUUGACAGAAUUUUUUUUUAAAUCCUGUUUUACAUUACGGUCUUUUACUUUGUUCUGACACCUACUUUUUUUCCCCGUCACCCCCCCCCCCCCCCUCGCCUCGCCCCCCACCUCCUGAACCCCGCUCUGUGUGUUGUGACGACGGCUCAAUAUUCUAUCUAUUUUAAUGCCAAAUUUUUUGUGUUUACCUGUGUUCUGUAAUCACACCUACAGAAGUGGACCGCCUCCCUGCAGUGAAGAAUCAGCUGAUUGCCUUAAAAAAAGCAGAUCUUUUUAGUGGUACAUUAAAAAACAAAAAAAACAAAAACAAAUUUCAAACGCAAAAUUAUGUCACGACGGAUUCAUACUAAGGACGGGAUAUGGAAACGUGGCGUUUCGGUAUCGGAACUCGAGUUUCUGGUUGCUCCGGGAUGGGACGCAGGCGCAGGUGAUCAUGUGACUGUAGUGGUGUGAGCGGGACCGUGCCGAGGUGGGAUUUAUUCGGCCGCACGCGGCCCGCUCAGAGAUGUGUGGUGAACACCUAGUCUGAAGUGAAAAGGUAGUGUAUGUAAGAGCCAAACCUGGACCAUCUUUGUGACCUCUCCCAACUUUAUUUGCUGUGUUGGUUCUUCUUAAGAUGACAUGUUAAAACAAUAAAAAAUCCUGUGGUUUAAAUGA